GAAAAGGGGAGGGAGGGAGAGGUGGGCAGAGGAGGGAAGAGGCAGGGCAAGUCCCCACCCCUUGUUGGGGUGGGGGAGUAGAGGACUUCCUGACAAUCAGGACUAGGACUCCCCUACCCUCUCCCAAGACAGGGUGAGCCCAGUGUGGAAGGAGCUGGGUCCCAGGAGGUAGCAACCCAAAAUGCCUCUAAGACCUACUGAGAGAGGGCCCCCAACCUGUCCCACCUUGGCCUCCUGGCAGCUUUAGUCUUGUGUUUCCACCUUGAACCAGACCAGAACGUGUGUGUGCUGGGUGUCUGCAGAGAAGGGACCAGGGGUCAAGCUGGGGCUCUGCACUUCUCAGAGGGAGCCCUGAGAAGUCUCUCUUACUGUGCAGGAUGGGGCAGAAAGGGCUGCCUGGGAAAAGGUAGGAGGCAGGGUGAGGAGCUGGGCAUCAGUGCCUGGCACACACUAGGCACUCAACAGGAUUUCGCAGACGAAGCAGCUCGGGCCAGCCACCCUCACGGGCCCACAGGACCCUCACCGCCUUCGCGUCUCUCCCUAGUCCCCUGCCAAGUGUCCAUCCUGCCACCUGAGGCAGACGUUAGGAGUCCUGGUUGGGCCCAAUUUUCUUCCAUCCAACAGGUUCUGACCCUCCAGCCUACAUCUCUUCCUUCCUCGGCCUAACCUCCCCUCCACCUCCCAGACUAAGCCCAAGAUAAGCCUCAGCAAGAUGGGCCUGGGCAGUAGGGCAGGGAGCUGGGUGGGGGGGCCUGGGCUCCGGGUGGAGGAGCCCUGAGUGUUGGGGAUGAAGGAAAGCCUGGAGGCUCCACCUUCUGCCCUUCCCUCCCUCCUCUCCCCUCCCCCCUCUCCCCCUCCUUCCUUCCCCAGCCCUCCGCAGCGGCUCAGUCGCUCAGUCAGUCUCGGGCUGUCCGGCCAGGGUGGUUGGUGGUAAGGAUUCAGGCUCCGUCCUAACGAGGCCGUGGCCUGAGGCUCAGGGCCCCCCGCCCCUCCCUCCCAGCCCACCAGCGUCACCUCCCAGCCCCGAGCUGGACCGCACACCUUGGGACACGGUUUUCCACUUCCUAAGGACGAGCCCCAGACUGGAGGAGAGGUCCGAGGAGGUGGGCGUUGGACUCUUUGCGAGAACCCCGGCGGCUGGCCCGGGGGAGGCGGCCGAGGCGGCGGCGGCGGCGGCCGGGGGCGACAUGGCGGAGGAGCAGGACCUAUCGGAGGUGGAGCUGAGCCCCGUGGGCUCGGAGGAGCCCCGCUGCCUGUCCCCGGGGAGCGCGCCCUCGCUAGGGCCCGACGGCGGCGGCGGCGGCGGAUCGGGCCUGCGAGCCAGCCCGGGGCCAGGCGAGCUGGGCAAGGUCAAGAAGGAGCAGCAGGACGGCGAGGCGGACGAUGACAAGUUCCCCGUGUGCAUCCGCGAGGCCGUCAGCCAGGUGCUCAGCGGCUACGACUGGACGCUGGUGCCCAUGCCCGUGCGCGUCAACGGCGCCAGCAAGAGCAAGCCGCACGUCAAGCGGCCCAUGAACGCCUUCAUGGUGUGGGCGCAGGCAGCGCGCAGGAAGCUCGCGGACCAGUACCCGCACCUGCACAACGCUGAGCUCAGCAAGACGCUGGGCAAGCUCUGGAGGCUGCUGAACGAAAGUGACAAGCGCCCCUUCAUCGAGGAGGCUGAGCGGCUCCGUAUGCAGCACAAGAAAGACCACCCGGACUACAAGUACCAGCCCAGGCGGCGGAAGAACGGGAAGGCCGCCCAGGGCGAGGCGGAGUGCCCCGGUGGGGAGGCCGAGCAAGGUGGGACAGCUGCCAUCCAGGCCCACUACAAGAGCGCCCACUUGGACCACCGGCACCCAGGAGAGGGCUCCCCCAUGUCAGAUGGGAACCCCGAGCACCCCUCAGGCCAGAGCCAUGGCCCACCCACCCCUCCAACCACCCCGAAGACAGAGCUGCAGUCAGGCAAGGCAGACCCGAAGCGGGACGGGCGCUCCAUGGGGGAGGGCGGGAAGCCUCACAUCGACUUCGGCAACGUGGACAUUGGUGAGAUCAGCCACGAGGUAAUGUCCAACAUGGAGACCUUUGAUGUGGCUGAGUUGGACCAGUACCUGCCGCCCAAUGGGCACCCAGGCCACGUGGGCAGCUACUCAGCAGCCGGCUAUGGGCUGGGCAGCGCCCUGGCCGUGGCCAGUGGACACUCCGCCUGGAUCUCCAAGCCACCAGGCGUGGCUCUGCCCACGGUCUCACCACCUGGUGUGGAUGCCAAAGCCCAGGUGAAGACAGAGACCGCGGGGCCCCAGGGGCCCCCACACUACACCGACCAGCCAUCCACCUCACAGAUCGCCUACACCUCCCUCAGCCUGCCCCACUAUGGCUCAGCCUUCCCCUCCAUCUCCCGCCCCCAGUUUGACUACUCUGACCAUCAGCCCUCAGGACCCUAUUACGGCCACUCGGGCCAGGCCUCUGGCCUCUACUCGGCCUUCUCCUAUAUGGGGCCCUCGCAGCGGCCCCUCUACACGGCCAUCUCUGACCCCAGCCCCUCAGGGCCCCAGUCCCACAGCCCCACACACUGGGAGCAGCCAGUAUAUACGACGCUGUCCCGGCCCUAAAGGGGGCCCUGUCACCACCACCCCCCGCCCAGCCCCUGCCCCCAGCCUGUGUGCCCUGUUCCUUGCCCACCUCAGGCCUGGUGGUGGCAGUGGAGGAGGCUGAGGAGGCUGAAGAGGCUGACAGGUCGGGGGGCUUUCUGUCUGGCUCACUGCCCUGAUGACCCACCCACCCCAUCCAGGCUCCAGCAGCAAAGCCCCAGGAGAACAGGCUGGACAGAGGAGAAGGAGGUUGACUGUUGCACCCACACUGAAAGAUGAGGGGCUGCACCUUCCCCCAGGAAUGACCCUCUAUCCCAGGACCUGAGAAGGACCUGCUCACCCUCCUCGGGGAGGGGAAGCACCAGGGUUGGUGGCAUCGGAGGCCUUACCACUCCUAUGACUCCUGUUUUCUCUCUCACAGAUAGUGAGGGUCUGACAUGCCCAUGCCACCUAUGCCACAGCGCCUAAGGGCUAGGCCACCCAGAGACUGUGCCCGGAGCUGGCCAUGUCUCCCACUCAGGGGCUGAGAGUAGCUUUGAGGAGCCUCAUUGGGGAGUGGGGGGUUCGAGGGACUUAGUGGAGUUCUCAUCCCUUCAAUGCCCCCUCCCUUUCCGAAGGCAGGAAGGAGUUGGCACAGAGGCCCCCUGAUCCAAUUCUGUGCCAAUAACCUCAUUCUUUGUCUGAGAAACAGCCCCCAGUCCUCCUCCACUACAACCUCCAUGACCUUGAGACGCAUCCCAGGAGGUGACGAGGCAGGGGCUCCAGGAAAGGAAUCAGAGACAAUUCACAGAGCCUCCCUCCCUGGGCUCCUUGCCAGCUCCCUCUUCCCUUACUAGGCUCUAUGGCCCCUGCUCAGUCAGCCCCACUCCCUGGGCUUCCCAGAGAGUGACAGCUGCUCAGGCCCUAACCCUUGGCUCCAGGAGACACAGGGCCCAGCACCCAGGUUGCUGUCAGCAGGCUGAAGACACUAGAAUCCUGACCUGUACAUUCUGCCCUUGCCUCUUACCCCUUGCCUCCCAGUGGUAUUUGAAUAAAGUAUGUAGCUAUAUCUGCCCCUAUUUUCCUGUUCUGCAGCCCCCCAAAUCCACAUGUAACUCAUUACUGUCUCCUGUUAUUUAUCUCAGUAGUCCCCUCUCCUAGCCACUCUAGCCCCUAUUAACUCUGCAUUAAGCAUUCCACAUAAUAAAAUUAAAGGUUCCAGUUACCUGCUUGGUGAGCCUGA
Messenger RNA from Gorilla gorilla gorilla (western lowland gorilla), 3792 nucleotides. RefSeq names its product SRY-box transcription factor 10 (gene SOX10). The record is from RefSeq and is a predicted model, not a curated record. Gene Ontology annotation, cellular component: nucleus. Lineage: Eukaryota; Metazoa; Chordata; Mammalia; Primates; Hominidae. The coding region runs from base 1188 to 2591 and encodes 467 amino acids. The transcript is spliced from 4 exons. Gene Ontology annotation, molecular function: DNA-binding transcription factor activity, RNA polymerase II-specific; RNA polymerase II cis-regulatory region sequence-specific DNA binding. Gene Ontology annotation, biological process: negative regulation of transcription by RNA polymerase II; peripheral nervous system development; enteric nervous system development.